Messenger RNA from Anastrepha obliqua, 8314 nucleotides. RefSeq lists its product as uncharacterized. The coding region runs from base 86 to 8314 and encodes 2742 amino acids. The record is from RefSeq and is a predicted model, not a curated record. NCBI's taxonomy places the organism in Eukaryota, Metazoa, Arthropoda, Insecta, Diptera, Tephritidae. The transcript has 2 exons.
AUUAUUAGCAAAUAAGCCGCAGCAACAACAACGUAAUGAUGUCAGUGUAAUUAAUAGCAACCAUAACUACAGUUAUAAUCAUGAAAUGAAAGUAAUCGGUCAUUUCAAUAAUAUCAAUAACAAAAAUAUCACCUGUGAUGAUGACGCUUUACAUGAAAACAAAAAUCACAAUAUCAACAGUAUUGGUGAACACGAUAGCUUUGAAAGCGAAAGUGACGUUGGUAGUGUUGGUAUCAUUGGCACUGGCGGGGUUAGCGCUUAUAGUGUUGAUGCCAGUUCUCUGAACGAAAUGAACGCCAGCAACUCUUUGACAACGACUGCUGCUAAUCCAUAUGCAGGUAGCAUGGCUUCAAUCACCAGCGAGCAACGACUCUGUCAAUUAUAUAACUCGCAACAACACUCCGAUUACAUAAUAUCCGACUACAUGGAAAAAAUAGCUACGCGCAUUAGUUUAUUGGAAACAGAGUUGAAGUUUGCUUGGCGUGCUUUGGACUUACUGUCCGGAGAGUAUGGUAAGAUUUGGGCCCGUUUGGAGAAACUGGAGAAAAUAUCGACUGAGCAGCAAUCAGUUGUCAGCAAUUUAAUGGGUUUGAUAGCAUUGAAGAAAGAACAUCAGCAGCAACAACAACUCAAUCAAAACCACCAACAUGGUGCUGAGUAUGAGACACAUUUAGACUUUAUUGACAACGAUGCGGUCGAUCAACAGCGACCCCUUUUUGACUAUCUUCUGCGUGAUGAGCAUUUGUUGAUGUCAAAUUUAGUUGAAGCCGAACAGCAAGCUAUUUUAUUGAAUAAUUCAGCCGCUGCUCUAUUGCAUGAUAUUAACAUGGAAGGUACAUCGAAACAUUAUAAUAAUCUAUUACAGGAGUUAAAAAACGACACCUUAGACGCAUUGGAUGCUGUACGCAUGGACAGCGAAUUGGAUGCACUCGGUAAGGUACUGCAACAGCAGACGAGCUUAACGUACGACGAAGGCGCCAUUGUCGCUGAUAGCGUUCAUUUUAAAGAAACAAAACCCGGAAAUAUGAUGUAUUCACUUGGUAGGCAAGAAAAUUUACAGCUAUCCGAUUGUUUUGAUGUGGGGGAUGGCGUUAAUCAUGUACUGUCAAAACUUGUUAAGCAUGGCGAACUCAGUGGAUCCCUUUCACCGUUAAGUAAUGUUCAGCAAAGAAAAUGUCAUCAAGUGGCUGCUGCAAUAACUGCAGCUAAACUAGCCAGGAACAAACUUUACUCGGAUUCAGAACUACUGCUUUAUGAGCAGCAACAAAUGCAGGCAAAUGAUGCUAAAAGCGAAUUACUGCAACAAUUUCGGAAUAGCCGGCAAAUUCUGGAGAAGCUCGUACCCGGUGACAAUAAUGCGUGUAGUGACCGCCUACAACAUUAUACAAGAACAGCAUCAGGCAGUGUGCUGAGUUUACCAUUUGUGUACGGGGGGAUUUUUGGCACGACUCGUAAAUUGGCAGAUGCGACACUACAAAAGGCACACUCAUUGGCACAUAUCAGACCGCAAAUAUUUAGCGAUUUAUCUGGUGAAAUGGCGUCAAAUUUAUAUGAAAACAACGAAGGUAGUGUAUCUGUCGACAAUAUAUAUGAUAUUGAUAUGCCAUUGAGUGAUUUUGUUGAACAAGUUAAGUUUUUUCGGCAAGCGGCCUCUAAACAUGGCGAGGGCGGGCAACUGGUCGUGCCCAUAGAGGAUACGGGUGGGACAUGCAACAGAACUCUCCUCAAUAUUGGAAACAACAGUGAAAUGAACGAAGAAUUUUACAAAAAACUUAAUGAAGCGUAUCGCGAUAAUAGUCUGACUACGGAAAUUUCAAAUGUUGAGCGGUUGUUGCAGCAAUCGGAAGCGACACACGAACAUGUAUUAGGCGUAUUGGGUGCGCAUACGAAUUCCACGCUGGAUAUGAUCCGCGAGGAUAAUGAAGAGGCACCUGAGGGGAUCGUACGUGGAAUUGGUUGUAUGAUGGAUAUUGCCGCUUCAGAUUCUUCACAACUAAUACCAACCACAAUAACCACCAAUUUAACUACUACAGCUGCAGAACCAACAACAACAAAAUCAGUAACGAAAAAGAUUAAAGAGAGCAAGAAGCAAAAAAAGAAAAAACAUUACAAGGAUGAAAUGGAAAUGCUGAACAAUUUGAAAAGUGCAUUAGCGCAAACUGCUGUGGAUGAAAAUAUAAAUAAAAAAACGCCAAAAUAUUCUAACGGUUUCUUUAGCAGCGCCAAUGCAACUGGUCCUCCCAAUGUAGGUGAUCGACGCUCAACUGCUUCUUCAUCUGAAGAAGAGUAUAACGUUAUCGGCACUCAAUUUGACGGACAAGAUUAUUUCUUUUCCCAAUUAAAUGAGGAUAAAACUGUUGUUCUCGAUAGUACUGGCGAGAUAUUGCUUAUGGAGAUAAAUAAAAUUCAAGAUUUGCAAGUAUUGAGUGCUGCGCAAAUUCUUAAACUAAGACAAUUGGUUAAAAAUGAUAUUGCUUUUUUCGAAAAUAUCUACCAAGUCAAUAAUAAUCUUUUACUUCUGCUAUUAAAUCCCGUCACAAUUGCCGAAGAAAUGCGUGCUUUCGGUAAUGACAAGCACCGCAAAUUCGAAGUAGUAAUGAAAAAAUUAGAAAGAAACAUUGACACGCUGAAAAAAUUGGUCGGAAAUUCAUUUGAUGAUUACAAGCGAAAGUACCUGACCGACGCAGAGUUGACAUUGAUGAAAGCAGCUGGCGAACUCACCUGCGAUAAAAUUGAAACUGCAAAUAAAACUCCGAAAAAAUAUUUAAAAACAAAAAGAGGAGCAAUGAAACAAUCUAAAAUACCACUAGAUUACAAUGCUGAGGACACAGACUUUACUCACAUAACGGAUAAAAAAGAUAAGCUUUUGGAAAGUAGAAUCCCAUUGGAAAAUGAUAUUAGUGUUAAAAGUAAGACCAAUAAUAAUGCACAUUUCGAUUAUAGUGCGCAGUUAUUACGCAACAAUUCCAAUUUAGACGAACAACUUAAAAUAUUGGAAACACAGGAACAUGAAAUGCACCUUAAAAAAUUUCAUGACCCCACCAAAAAUGCGGGUAGCGGUAACAAAGGUGUUGACGGUAAUUCUAGUACAGACUUACAUCAGCCAUAUACCAGUUAUUUAAAUACAGAUAAUUAUUUGGUUGACAUGGAUGCAGAGUUUGAACGGAUGAUUUUGAGAACAUCAACUAGUAAUAUGAAUAACAUAGCCCGAGAAAACCGUAUUUCCCAACCAGUUGGUCGAGCUACUUCUGCCACAAAUCUUUACAGCAAUGAUGAGUACAUUAAGUCACUGAAGCGUAGCUUGGAACGGCACAACAGUAUGCUCUUCCUACUACAUUUGCAGCAUCCCGACCAUCAACAUAAAACUAAUGCAUAUCAAGAUGUUUUGGCUAUGGAUAUUGAUGGUAUUCUAUUAGCUGGAGUUGGAGGUAAACAAAGUCCCCCACCGCCUGCACCGAAUGAUGCCCAAUCUGACGUGCCGCAUAAGCUAAGUGAGGCUGAAGUCGCUGCUGUUGACAUUUCAAUAUCAUCCAUGCCAGCCCUGAAUCCAUUUCAUCAACAGGCACAAAUGGCGGGAUAUGGCAGUGCACAUCUGCAGAUUCAUCAUGCUGGGGGCUCACCAAAACAGACCAAAUCUGACUCCGGACUUUCAUCUAUGAGCGGUCUAUCCAGUUGGGAAAAAUCACCGAAUUCGCCUGUGUAUUGCGGGAGUAGCGCCGUUGUUAGUAUUGCUGAUAUAUGCAAUCCUUUCCUUAACAGUUAUCAAGGUAUUAAUAUGGAUAUGCAGCUAUUAAUGUCUAAAACCAUUUCAAUGAAUAACAGCAAUAACUCAAACUUAGACAAUUCUGGCUUAAUUACGGAUCUUGAUGGUAGCCUUGAUUUAGGUAUAAAUAUCACUAAUGUACAUUUAAAUGUUGAAAAUUCUGACAAAAAAUUGGUGACCACUACACAUGCCAUUACCAUACAAACUACUUGUUCCAUCAUACCGACCAUAAUCAAUUCAACUAUUGCCACAUUCUCCAACACUCUCGAUAAAAUCAAACAGCAAAAUCAUUUGCAACAGCUGCUAACGUCACAGUUCCAACAUCAAAGUUACCAGCAAAAGCAACAACCUGAACUACACAAACAACAACAGAAGCACCCACCUCAACAAACCGAAAAAGAUUAUAUGCUUAGCGAAGAGAAUCUGAAUUAUAUUCGUGAAUUAUCAAAGAACAUGCCCAUAUGUUCGGUAUACGAGAACAAAUCUAUUUUUAAUAUAUUGAAAGACGAUACCUUGGAUGACAACAUUCGAACUGUAGAUGAAAUGCUUGAAUGGGAUAAUCAGCAACAAACACAAAAGCAACAGCCAAAUAUAUCAUCAACUACCAUUAGAUCUGUGGACUCAAACCGCCGCAUUCCUGACCUCUUGCGCACACCCGUCUAUGAAGCGUUAUCUACAGGUAGUAGAAAUUCUUCUACAAGUUCGUACGAAGAAACUGAAAUUGAUAGGGUCGCAUUGCGUGAGUCGCAAACACGUAAACAACAUCUUACAGACCAUCUGGUAUAUUAUCCAACAUUUAAUGGGAUUACUGAUUAUAACAGCAGUCAAAAUUUGGAUUAUUUGGGCAAAAGUAACUUUGAAUAUCGUCGGCAAUUCCAGCAUCAACAAUUGCAGCAGCGGCAGCACUAUCUCGAUUCUAGAUGUGUAAAUGUCCUUGGUUAUGCAGAUACGUUGUCAUCGCCAAUUGAACCACCACGAAAGGCACCACAGCACCAGCAACAGCACUGGUUGCAAACACAUCGUCCAGCAUCAGUUGCCACUUAUGAACUAUACAAUCAUCAGAUGCAAGAAAGAAAUAAUUUAACUGGUACUCUCGCAUAUGCAUUGCAACGAAUGCCGUCCAAUUCAAAUCAAAGCAUCGAUACAGAAUUGCCUAUGUUUAUAGAUCCAAAUACCGCUUAUUUUAGUGUUACACCGCGAGAUGGUGCGACAGCACAAGGUAUAAUGGUAUCCUCGGCAUCUGCUGCCGCAAUUGGGUUGGAUGGUGGUAUAUCCACUUUGAGUACCUCUGUGAACAGCAGUGCUGUUGCUGGGCAAUCUAUUUUCCAUAAGCCUCCUAAAGUUUGGAAUAGACUCACCAAUUUUCUCCCGGAAAGCUUUAAACUGAAACGGUCACCGACAUACGGCCGCUCGCGGUCUUUACCCACUGGAUAUGAUAAUGAAAUGCACGGUAAUAACAUUAAAGUUCGUGGCCAAGCUGGCUCUUACCCUUCUGUUGCCGGUCACAUCACUCCCAAAAUGCCAAAUUCACACAUCAAACCUAAUGGACGAGAUGUGUCCGAGUUCAUGGUAUAUAAGAUGACGGCUUCAACGAUGUCAACUGGCGGCCAGCAGCGUAGAAUUAAGCAUUUGGGAGGCAGCUUUGACUUUUCGAAACGCUUUCACAAGUUGCCUUUGCAGCUGAUGCAGCGUGCUACACAUCCGGGCGCACGCGCGGUUGUUAGCACAUCUACAUCAUCCGCAACUGCUGACACUGGUUUAGCUGGUGGUACCAGCAUUAAGAAGGCAAUGGUCGGCAAAGGCCACAAGACACGCUCAAAAUUUUCCGUAACUGUAAACAAUUUCAUGCAGAAAGCAAGAACUUACCGGCGGCGCAAGUUUGUGACCCAUGGUAGGAGUGGUGUUGAGAUGGGGGUGGCGGUGGCCAAUGUAUCAGACACCGAGGCAGAUUUACCUAGUUUCACAUCAUCGGACAACGAAGACUUGAUAGCGAAUGAACUUGAAGAAUUAAGUGCAGUUGCAACCGAAGAACGUACUUUUGGUGAGCAUAAGGUACAAGCGUUCGAUGAAUAUAAAACGUUGUUACCAAAACGUCAUAAACAACACAUAAAACUACUGCAACAGAAACAGCUAGUACAAGAAGAGCUGAAUGUGAAAUUGCUCAGGAAAAAAAUCCACUCCGGAAAAGAUGACCGAGAAGAAGACUACGAAGAAGACGUCCCUUCUUUUGGAGAAAUUGGUGAAUUUAUUGGUAUUAGUAACAAUGGCGAAGAGCAAGGUCGCCACCAAGACAACGAAAUUGAUGAGGACAUUGAUGCAAUAGCUAUGAGUAUGUUCCCUCAAAUAUGCCAAUUAAAUCCUAAAGAAUCAUCAACAAGUAAUAUAGAAAAAGAAGUUACUGCUUCGCAGUCGCCGCUAGCAUUACAUUUGGAUCAAACUAUGACCAAUGAUAGAAGUAAUAUCUUUCCUGUUAUGAGCGACAUUAGACGUCAACAGCAAGAUCAAGGCAAAGUGCUAAAAGAAACAAAAAAUACAACAUUCACACCUGCUACUACUAAAGAACCAGUGUCGGAUUCUCGCCUUCUACCAAAACCUAUGAUGUUAUAUAAAAGUGCUUCCAUUUGUGUAGAUAAUGAAGAAUGUGAUUACAGCGGCAGAGGUAUGACCGUGAAACCACAAAUGCAGCCAGUAUCCAUAAUCUCUUCAGAAUGCAAUAAAGCACCAUAUUUAUUUAUAACAAAAAUUAAUAAUGACUUCGAAGACACCAAUAUGAACACAAUGCCUGACAUGGAAUAUAAGUUGAAUGGACAUGGUCAGCGCAGCCUUUCAACACAACAAUCACUAGAUGUACCAGCAGCAGCACUACAUGAAGAAGACGACAAUCGUAGUCAACAUUCGUAUCGCACUUUGUCGUCAUCGCGUCGUCAAAGUACCGAAGAUAGCAUCGACACCGAUGAUGAAUACUUUUGUUAUGAACUAAGGCAGUUGGAAGAAUUGGAACAGCAACGCAAAGCUGAAAUCGAACCCGUAACGUUUGAAGCAAAUCACUCAGUUGACAACGCCCAACUGUUCUCUCAAAUCGAUCAAUUGGCGAUAAGCAGUACAACUGGAUAUCAUGAUGAUAGAGAACGCGAUUUCUUAUCUGAUGAAUAUGCACCAGGCGAGAACGUGAAACAAGUAAUGUCCGAAGUUUUGAAAGAAUUGAAAUAUGUUGUCAAACAGCUACCAGCAAUAGAUGACGCUAUGCUGGAGACAGCGAUAAAAGCCACAACGAAACCCCAACAUUCACAUGGACGCAGCUCGACAAAAUCAAGCAUAAGUACUUCUGAAAGAGUAACUAAAGUGGCGGAUAUACAUAGUGCUUGGCAGGAUAUCAAAGGAGACGAGUUGCAACUCAAUUCUUCUGAUGCUGAUGCGGAGGAAUAUGCCUGUGUGGAUGCUGCCAGCAGCGAUGCUUUGGAAGAGACUAAUACAUUUCAUGCCAUAAAGAGCAUCGAAGACCCUGUUCCGCAGGAUUUUGAGAAAUGCCAGCAGCAUCAGCAGCGUCAGUUUACACAGCAGACACAUAAUCUAAUAGGGAGUGAACGUAUAGGGCCCCAUAAACGUUUUCGAAAACGACGAGACCGCCGUCGUACGAACGACAGUUGUUUUGACAAUGAAGCUAGCCAAGAACUGCAUCAUUCAACAAGCUCCUCGUAUUCAUCGGAAGAGGAUGCUGCCAGCGCUACGAAGCGUUAUAAAGAGAAAACAAAAUCUGCUCUAAGACGUGGUAGCAGUAGCAGUGAUAAGCAAAAACGUGUGUAUGUGACACAAGUUAUGUCACAUGAACCCGAGUUCCAUAGUGAACCCAUACAAUUAAUUGAAACUAUGCAAUCAUCAAUUGAUAUCGGUGUUGUUGCAGCUGAUGAAAAUCUCGAUGAUGAAGAGUCGAAAAAUCUGAGUAUGUCAUCCGGUGCCACACUUGGUCCAGAUACACCAGCUGAAUUAAGUGAGGAAUUGGAAGGCGACCAGCGAGUAUUUAAGACUGCACCAAGCUACCAAGCAUUUAGGGAUAAUCAGGGAAGAACAGAAAUAGUUACCGAAAACAGGCAAUUGAAAGCUAGAGAAACCAAUAUUCCUAUCUCUGCUCAGAUUGACUUUAAAAACAUCUCGGCCCCAGCAAAUAACAAUGCCGAACUCGAUUUGAUCCAAGCAGAAAAAGAAAGAGAAGUACAAAAACAACCAGCGAAACUUUCCAUACGAUUCCUAAGUCAUGAUUCUAGUGUUGAAGGUUCUCAAGUAACUAACGCAGCUGUACUUGGAAGUAGCAAAUGGAAGCUUUUGAAAACUCUUAAAGAACGUAAAAUAGAAGAGAAAAAUAAUCAGGAAAAAAUUAAAGACGAUGAGCUCACAAAAGAUCGGGAAAAGAAUGGCAAUGGCUCUGGAGAUAUUGGUAUACGGGGCAGUGGGCAUCCUGGAGAUAACCCGUUCUACAGUAAUAUCGACAGUAUGCCGGAUAUUCGACCACGCCGAAAAUCAAUACCGCUUGUAUCUGAACUUGUAAGUAGUUAG